AAGCUCGGUGGUGGAUGACAUCUGUAAACAAGCUCCAGUGAAGCUGGAAACUAAACGAUAAAAACGCGGUAAAGAGUGAAAAAGAAGAGCUCGAAAUGGUGAGGGGUAACUCUCUGGUCCACUGCGGGCUAAUUCUACUGAGUUUGUGGCUGUGUAUCCAGUCAGUGCCCAUCAAUGUGGACCGGUCCAAAGAAAAGCCUCCGGUGCAGGAACUGGAGCCCCCACAGAGCGCUGAGACUGGGCUGCACUACGACCGCUACCUCAGGGAAGUCAUCGAGUUCCUGGAGAAAGACCCCCACUUUAAAGAGAAGCUCAAAAAUGCCAACAUGGAUGACAUCAAGCAAGGCAAACUUGCCAAAGAGCUGAACUUUGUCCAACACAAUUUCCGUACGAAGCUGGACGAGCUGAAGAGGGAGGAGAUGAACCGGCUGCGGAUGCUCAUCAAAGUCAAACACGACAUUCAGGGAGGGAGCGGCCGGACCGUGGACCACCAGUCUCUGCUGAAGCAGUUUGAGCACCUCAGCCACCAGAACCCCAACACCUUCGAGGUGGAAGACCUGGACCAGCUCAUCCAAUCGGCGACCAAAGACCUGGAGAACUUCGACAAGGACCGCCACGAUGAGUUCAAGAAUUACGAGUUGACGAAGGAGCACGAGAGGAGGGAACGUCUGAAGACCAUGAGCGAGGAGACUCGCCAGCAGGAGGAGAAGCACUACGAGCAGCUGAGGAAGAAACACGCUGACCAUGCAAAAGUGAACCAUCCGGGCAGUGAAACCCAGCUGAAGGAGGUGUGGCAGGAGUCGGAUGGUAUGGACCCAGAUAACUUUGACCCCAAGACCUUCUUCAAAAUGCACGACACUAAUGGAGAUAGCUUCUUCGAUGAGAGCGAGCUUGAAGCUCUCUUCACGAAAGAGCUGGAGAAGGUGUACAACCCAGAGAACGAGGAAGACGACAUGGUUGAGAUGGAGGAGGAGAGGUUGCGAAUGAGAGAGCACGUUAUGAAUGAGGUGAGCCGAACACACAGACAGAUAUGA
This is a messenger RNA of Notothenia coriiceps (black rockcod), 1034 nucleotides long. RefSeq names its product nucleobindin-2. NCBI's taxonomy places the organism in Eukaryota, Metazoa, Chordata, Actinopteri, Perciformes, Nototheniidae. The record is from RefSeq and is a predicted model, not a curated record. Gene Ontology annotation, molecular function: calcium ion binding. The coding region runs from base 96 to 1034 and encodes 312 amino acids. Gene Ontology annotation, cellular component: extracellular exosome; endoplasmic reticulum-Golgi intermediate compartment. The transcript is spliced from 9 exons.